GAAUGUGUGUUUCGGCACUUGACUCAUCCUCUCUCCAGCUCUCUUCCCCUCCCACUUCAGUUGCUACUCCCAGGCAGGACCUGUCAGUCGGGCUGGGGCUCCUCUGCACAUGGGGCAGCUGUCUGUGGGAGGGCAGAGUCCAGCACAGCUGCCUCAGUCUCUGGAGCUGCCAUUUGGGGCUGAAGUGACUACUCAAGAGGUCCAGGAGCCCAGAUGCUGAUCUGAAGAGAGAUGACGAAGGAAAGCCACUGAUGCCCUUCCAGCUACCAGGGAAGAGAGCAGGUGUCUGUGAGCGUCUUGUUGACCAGCCACGAGGCGAGGAUAUCGGCUGUGUGGAAGACAAUGACCCCUGCCCUUUGGUUGUACGGCUUGGUGCUUCUGCUGCCUACAGAAUCCUGCAGGAUAUUAUGCCAGGCCACCACCAAAAGCAAGGAUACGGUGAUGUCCAGGCCACAUGGUGAGUGUGAUGGUGUCUGUAAGGAGAGCGAUGCCCCUUGCUUUCAAUCUUGCCCUCCAAAAAGUGAGGGCAGCAUGAAAUUUGCCUGUAAGGCCAAGAAAUGGCACAAAGUUACUGAAACCUGCCACACUCUGAAUGCCAUGAACAUGUUUGAGGAGGAUGAGGAAUUAUAUUCAGUUCAGUCCUCUGAAUCGACUAUAGUUCUACAUGAUGAUUCACGCAGAAAAUCUCAGACCAUAACAGACAUGCUGAUGGCAAAGUGUCCCAAGGAUUUAUCUUGUGUCAUCAGAAGCAUUCAGAAGUCUCCCCGGAUGCCGGGGAACAUUGCUAUGGUGGUAGAUCUUUUACACAACAUCUCCACAGCCCUAACCAGAGAGGUCAACGAGGAAAAGAUGUGGAGUUACAGCGCCAUGGCCAACCAUAUUCUUAAUAGCACAAGCAUAUCAAAUUGGACCUUCAUCCAAGACAGAAACAGCAGCUGUGUCUUGCUUCAAUCAAUCAAUUCAUUUGCAAGCAAGUUAUUUGUGAAGGACCAUCUCAUCAAUAUAUCACAUGUCUUCAUUCAUACCCUGGGCACCAUCAUGUCCAGGGACAGCCACGGGAGGAAUUUCACUUUCUCAAUGAGAAUCAAUGACUCGAGCGAUGAAGUCACUGGGAGGGUACUGCUCACAACUGAAGACCUGCAGAAGGUUCCUUCUCCUUCCCAGGUCAUCAGCAUCGCCUUCCCAACUCUAGGGGCCAUCCUGGAAGCCAGUCUUUUGGAAAACAUGACCGUGAAUGGGCUUGUCCUGUCUGUCAUUUUGCCUAAGGAGCUUAAAAAUAUCUCACUGAUGUUUGAAAAGAUCAGCAAGGCAGAAGGGAGGAAGUCCCAGUGUGUGGGCUGGCACUCCCUGGAGAGCAGAUGGGACCAGAAAGCUUGUAAGCUGAUUCAAGAAAAUUCCCAGCAGGCUGUUUGCAGGUGUUGGCCAAACAAGUCGUUUUCUUCCUUCUCCAUCCUCAUGUCACCUGAUACCUUGGAGAACCCCGUUCUAAUUUAUAUCACGUACAUAGGCCUGGGCAUUUCCAUCUGCAGCCUGAUCAUCUGCCUGUUCAUCGAGGCCUUAGUCUGGAGUCAAGUGACAAAGACAGAAAUCUCAUAUUUGCGUCACCUGUGUAUUGCUAACAUUGCAGCCACCUUGCUGAUGGCGGAUGUGUGGUUCAUUGUGGCUUCCUUCCUCAGUGGCCCAAUAUCCCACUACAAUGGAUGUGUGGCUGCGACCUUUUUUGUGCAUUUCUUUUAUCUGGCUGUGUUCUUCUGGAUGCUGGCCAAGGCUCUCCUUAUCCUCUAUGGAAUUCUGAUCGUGUUCCAUACACUGCCCAAGUCAUUCCUGGUGGCCUCUCUCUUUUCAGUGGGCUAUGGGUGCCCUUUGGUGAUUGCUGUUACCACACUCGCUGUCACGGAGCCCAGAAGAGGCUACCUCCGCCCGGAGGCCUGCUGGCUUAACUGGGACAUGACCAAGGCUCUCCUGGCCUUUGUGGUCCCAGCUCUGGCCAUCGUAGUAGUGAACCUGAUUACAGUCACACUGGUUAUCAUCAAGACCCAGAGGGCUGCCGUUGGCAGUUCCAUGUUCCAGGAAGUGAGAGCCAUCGUGAGGAUCUGUAAGAACAUCGCCAUCCUCACACCACUGCUGGGGCUGACCUGGGGAUUCGGAAUAGGCACGGUCAUCAGCAGUCAAUCUCUGGUCUUCCACAUUAUCUUCUCCUUACUCAAUGCAUUACAGGGCUUCUUCAUCCUCAUGUUUGGAACAAUCCUGGAUCCAAAGAUAAGAGAAGCCUUAAAGAGUCGAGUAAUGUCUGCUAAAUGGGCCUCCAGAGCAUCAGAGGAUCUUUCUUCUGAAUUCUCUUGUCAUCCUACCAAAGGGCCAAGCUAACAAAGUAGCAUGCAUCCCUACCAUGGGAGGUUGCUCAUUCCUGGAAUGGCAGUGCCCAAGGAAGCAUGCACUUCAUUCCUGGCCUCUUGCCACUGAGUACUUUGAAGGAAGCCUCUACCCUGCAGAGCUGAUGGAGGAGGGGAUGACAUGUGGAUGGCCCCUCUGUCAAGGCUGUUCUGUGCUUCUAAACAUGUCUUGCCCACCAACUGCAAAUCUACAUAUGACAUACUAAGCAUCUGCAGGGACAAGAAGACAAAGUGGGUAUCAACAACAGUGUCUCACUGAUGCCUCCACCUCCACACUGCUGUGUCAUAUUUAUCGUCAGGGAGAAAGCUCGGCUUUUCUCAGCAAAGGUGGCCUAGGAUACAAUGUGUUGGAUUCUAAAGGAGAGUUCUCAAGAAUAGUCUCCAACAGUCAGACUGACUCUAAGUAGCUCACAGCUGGCUCUGUGUAGAAGGGUGCCUCCUGCCAGUAUAUUCUACUUUUUCAAAAUCAAACUGAUUAGAUGGUCAAGUCUGGCUGGGGCCUGAAUGCAACUUCUUGGAGAGUGAACCAAGAGGAAACUGUAGAGUGUUGGAAUUGGACACGAUGCCUGUUUUAAGAUGCAGUGGAAAGCUGGAACUGUGAGUCACAGCUCUGCUAACCUGGGCCAACUCUGUUGGCUUCCAGGGCUUCACUUUGUAGGCAGAAGUUUCUGUCACACCUGGUUCUACAGCCAUUUAGUCCCAAAUAAAUACACAGAGGCUUACAUAAUC
Molecule: messenger RNA, 3122 nt
Organism: Arvicola amphibius (Eurasian water vole)
Lineage: Eukaryota; Metazoa; Chordata; Mammalia; Rodentia; Cricetidae
Gene: Adgrf2
Product: adhesion G protein-coupled receptor F2
Exons: 10
Coding region: 343-2367 (674 amino acids)
Biological process (GO): G protein-coupled receptor signaling pathway; cell surface receptor signaling pathway
Cellular component (GO): membrane
Molecular function (GO): G protein-coupled receptor activity
Source: RefSeq, a predicted model, not a curated record